Prorocentrum cordatum is the source of this 274-nucleotide messenger RNA. The record is from the annotation of a GenBank genome assembly. NCBI's taxonomy places the organism in Eukaryota, Dinophyceae, Prorocentrales, Prorocentraceae.
AUGCACAUCUGUCUCCUGCACCGGGACCUCACAGGCAGCGACGGCGGCUUGACGACUUACCUCAUAAACAAAAUCCGAGGUGCUUCGCGUAACCCCACCAGCCCCUACGCUGAGAUGGAGAGCUUCCCCUUUCAGCUAAAAACCCUUAUUCUGGUCCUGGGGGAGAUUGCGAACCCGGCCAACAUCGGCAUCCUCUCGCGGUCGGGAUGCAGCAUCUGUCUCCUGCGCCGGGACCUCACAGGGCAGCGGCGGCGGCUUGCGGGGCCCGACGCCG